AUGCAGGAGCCGGUCAAAGCUCGUCAUCCACAGCUCUUGUAUGAGUCCAAGCUUUACAAGAUACUGCAAGGCGGCGUUGGAAUACCCAAUCUGCGUUGGUAUGGAAUUGAGGGCGAGUACAAUGUCAUGGUUAUCGACUUGCUGGGACCAAGCCUUGAGGACCUGUUCAACUUCUGCGGAAGGAAGUUCAGCGUGAAGACGGUGCUGAUGCUUGCGGAUCAGAUGAUCUCCCGCGUGGAAUACCUGCAUUCACGGAGUUUCAUCCAUCGCGACAUUAAGCCAGAUAACUUCCUUAUGGGGCUCGGCAAACGUGCCAAUCAAGUGAACAUCAUCGACUUCGGCCUCGCUAAAAAAUAUCGGGAUCCCAAGACGCACCAGCACAUCCCAUACUGCGAAAAUAAGAACUUGACUGGGACGGCGCGGUACGCUAGCGUGAACACGCACAUGGGCAUUGAGCAGAGCCGGCGUGACGACCUCGAGUCGUUGGGUUACGUCUUCAUGUACUUCCUGCGGGGAAGCUUACCCUGGCAAGGGUUGCAAGCAGCUACAAAGAAGCAGAAGUACGAGAAAAUCAGCGAAAAGAAGAUGAAAACCCCUUUCGAGGUGCUGUGCAAGGGUUUUCCCCAGGAGUUCGUGUUAUACUUCCAGUACGUGCGCGCUCAGCGGUUCGACGAGAAACCCGACUAUUCGUACCUCAGGCGGCUCUUCCGUGAUCUAUUUGCGAAAGAGGGCUGGACCUGGGACUACGUCUUUGAUUGGACGAUCCUCAAGUACCAGCGGUCCGCAAACGGCGCGGUGGAGCGGCCGGUGGCGCUGCCGGAUGCCACAGCAGCGCGGCCAUCGGGGCUGUUGGAGAGCGCAGAGGCGGGCGGCUCACGCGUGCGGCGGUGA
Messenger RNA from Volvox carteri f. nagariensis, 891 nucleotides. RefSeq lists its product as uncharacterized. NCBI's taxonomy places the organism in Eukaryota, Viridiplantae, Chlorophyta, Chlorophyceae, Chlamydomonadales, Volvocaceae. The record is from RefSeq and is a predicted model, not a curated record. Gene Ontology annotation, cellular component: cytoplasm; nucleus. Bases 1 to 891 code for a protein of 296 amino acids. Gene Ontology annotation, molecular function: protein serine/threonine kinase activity; ATP binding. Gene Ontology annotation, biological process: peptidyl-serine phosphorylation; endocytosis; signal transduction. The transcript is spliced from 3 exons.